GCUAAUCCUAUUAUUUGCCAUUUUAACACCUUUAUUCUUUUAAAGUCAAAAUGGACACAUACAUCAUCGAAAACGACAUUCUAACCAAUAAUCUCAAUGAAACGCAUGCAGAUAACCUUCAUACAAAAACGAUUGAGCAUGAAUCUAUGGUUGAUAAGAACAUUCAAACACCAGAAGAUACUGUUCAUUCUAUCGAUCUUGUUUUUAACGAUGAAAAAGAUUUUGUAAAUGAUGAUCAGAUGGAUUUAGAGAAUGACCAAAAUGACGAAAAUUUGUUAAACUUGCUUCAGGAAAAAAAACAUAGACACAAGCGUCCGCAGAUAUACAAUAAAACUAUUGCAAACCAGGUUGAGAUUCCUUUGCAAGGGAAAUUAAGCGAAGAAGCUUUUCCUGGGUUUUAUAAAGAGGUGGGUUACAAAGUAAAUAUACCCAAAGUUCGUGUUGUCCUACCGAAAAAUAUUCCAAGACUUGUGCAUAAUUGGGAACCUGCUAACUUUCACCAAGAUGGUGAAAGCGAUGAUGAAUUUGAAAUGUCAACUUGUACUUUUCCUAUUUAUAAGGAUGAUGAUGACAACAAAAUCUUCUACUCCAAGUUCAAGAAUGGCUAUCCCGACUUUAAAGGUGACGUUACAUCCUGCUUUGAUGAACCGAACCUUCUCUAUCGUAUCAUCAAUCAAGACGAAAAAAUUUGGGCGUUUUAUAACGAUACUCUGAAACAUGAAAUGCACAUUAGCGUUGUAUUUGGGAAGCGCUCUAAUAUCCAGCCUCUGGGCGCGACUACCAUGCAAAAAAAUAUAAAAAAUGAAUAUAAAUGUGAACUGGUUGUGCAUCCCACUGAGACAGCGAUGUUUGUAAAAGGCUCUGUGAAUGGUUUCAGAAGCAGCAUACGUGCCUUGCCCUUGACUGAUGAUUACCACAAGGCUCAUCAGCGUAUAACUGAUAAUCAUAUUGCAAAAGAAAUCAAGCAGAUUCGCGAGAUAUGUGAAAGUGAUAAGGCAGAAGAAGUCUUGCAAGCAUGCCUUAUCUGCAAGCUCCCCUUUGUAGAUCCCGAAUUCCCACCAUGUCAGCAAUCACUUGAUUCAGGUGCGGAAAAGCCAUCACAGCCCUUUGCCUGGGCCCGUCCAUCCAUGUAUCUUCCUGAAGAAAUGAUUGACCAGGUACGCCUGUUCCGUUACCCUGUAAAACCUGGUGCGACUUAUCGCAGUGAACUCGGAGACUCGUGGGUAAUGUGUGCAGUGGCUUCUGUAUCAGAAUUCCCAAGCCGUUUGAUGAAUAUGUUUCGCCACCCAGAUGGAAAAGAAGAAGCUCUAAAAGAGCGAGCUAUCGGUGCGUACCGUGUGAUGUUCAUCAAAAAUGGAUGGUGGCGCAGCAUUAUUGUCGACGACUAUUUGCCUAUUUCAGCUGGUCGCCCAAAGUUCGCUCGCAGCGUUCUAGACGACGCUGAGAUUUGGCCAUGUAUUCUCCAGAAGGCGUUUGCAAAGUUACACGGGGGCUAUGGAGCAAUCUGCAGUGGGGACCCUCUUUUGGCGAUUCAAGAUAUGACAGGUUUUCCUAGCACUCGUCUCGAUACCAUGCUUUCUGGAUCCAUUUCCUCAGCUAUCAAAGUAUUUGAAAUAGUAAAGAACGCGUUAGGUGAUGGAUCUCUCGUUGUUUUCAAUACCCCUGGCAAGAACCCCAUCUUGGACAGUAACAGUGAUUUGACAAAAGAAUACCAUCAACUGGGUCUGAUCACUGGUAAUGCCUAUGCAGUUAUUGAUUCUCGACACUUUCCCGAAAUAAAUGUAUACCUUGUUAAGAUACGCAAUGCAUGGGGACUUGAAUUCACGUGGAACGGUGAAUGGAGUGACGAGAGCAAAAAGUGGGAGGAAUACCCCCAUAUUGCGAAAGCAUGCAACUUCAAAGGCUCCAAUGAUGGAACCUUCUGGAUGGACUUGGAAAGUGUCCUAAAGUACUUCAAUGGGGGUGGAGUGUGUGUUUCUCAGAGCCCAUGCUAUGAUUAUCGGAUCGACUGCACCUUUUACAAUCGUGUGCCAUCAACAGUGUUGGAAAUCGAACUGAAGUAUCCGACACGGUUUCUAUUUAUGAUUCUCUUGGAAGACAAACGCGGAAAGAAGGGUUCGACCGAGUAUCAGCCAACAAUGAUUAGUAUUGCAGCCCCGUUAGAAGAGGAUACGUACGAAAUCAUUCUGAAUUCUACCGCUGAUGCGUACUACCCAAGUCAGAAAAAGUGGUCCUUUACCCAAGCACGCGAUGUUUCCCUUUUUUAUACACUUGAUGCAGGUAAGUAUAUCGUUAUCCCGCGUCUUAUGGAAACUGAAAAUCAACCUGAUGAAGUCCCAUUUAUUUUAGGCAUGAUAACCAACAGGGAAGUUGGAACUAAUGAUCUAAUGGUAAAUUUCAAAUUCAUGGAUUUUAAAAAUCCUGUAUUUUCUGAUUUCCCGGAGUUUGAGCCAGAUUUGCAAACCAGCGUUGUGGAAGUGCAUUACCAAAAACGUCCACCAAGUUCUGAGUUCCCAGUCGCUGAGAUUGGAUUUUGUAUUCAAUAA
Phytomonas sp. Hart1 is the source of this 2546-nucleotide messenger RNA. NCBI's taxonomy places the organism in Eukaryota, Euglenozoa, Kinetoplastea, Trypanosomatida, Trypanosomatidae. The record is from the annotation of a GenBank genome assembly.